GCACAACUGCUGCCUCCGCCUGCCCACCCCGGCUGCUUCCUCCCCUCGUCUCCGCGUUUUCAAAAAUCAAACCCCGGCCGUAACGGCGAAAACCCCAUCCUCCAUCGGAGAGGGAGAGCCGGAGCAGUGGUUGCGGUUCCCCUCCCCGUCGCUCUCGCCACCCGCCGCCCGCGGCCGGCUCUGUGUCCGGGGCGGAAGGCGGUAGGCACCUCUGCUCCGCGCCCCUUCAUCCCCCACCGGCGGCCCCCCUUCCUUCGUCAGGUCACCAAUCCACUUCGUUCGCCCACCCUUUUCAGUUUGCCCCCCGGUCGAUCUCCUUCUCGCUAAGCAAACCCUCUUCUUAACCCCCCCGCGGCCGUCGCCGGGAGAAAGCUCCCCGCUUUUCGUCCAGGCAUCCUUCCACCACUUCGCUUUGCUAGUCCUGUGCUGCGCUACCUGUACAGUCCUGUGUUAGAGGACGGCGCGGGGGUCAAGAUUCCUUCUUGCCGUGCCCUUGUUGGUGGUUGGUAAUUGCGGCGGCCGUGGAGUCUCGGUGUGUGGGAAGUGAGGGAUCCGUUGUUCUUUUCCGUUCUUGGCGAUUCUCUUUCCCGUGCGACGGCUGAAGUGGCAGCGGCGGCGGGGGGAGAGCAGCCGCCGGUGCCCGGCCUUGGAGCGGCCCCAGUCCGUCUAUGGAAGUUGCGGCCCCGGCGCCACGCUUCGGCUCGGAAUUGAAGUGCGCAGCAAGGCGCUGCUUGCCUGCCCCUCUGACGCUGCUGGUGCCUGCCCCUCUGACGCUGCUGGUGCCUGCUGUGGCAGUCUCCUGCUUGGUUCUUGCUCCUCGCUGAGGGAUUGCGGCACUGAGAGGAUGGCGCCUACGACGUUGCUGCUCCUCUGCUGCUGCCUCCUGGCGUUCCCGCUACCAGGUUCGCUAGCGGUUGAAGAUUUUGUCGGGGGUUAUGGGAUAAACUAUGGGAGAAUAGCGAACAACCUCCCUUCCCCGGAUAAAGUGGUGGAGCUCCUGAGGAAGUCAAAGAUAAGAAAUGUCAAGAUAUAUGACUCUGAUCACAGCGUUCUCGAUGCAUUCAAAGGGUCCGGGCUCAACCUGGUCAUUGCAAUCCCCAACGGGCUUGUCAAGGAUAUGGCUGCAAACGAGAGCAAGUCGAUGGACUGGCUAAAUCAGAAUGUGAAGCCUUAUCUCCCUGAGACGCGCAUUAUUGGGAUCACUGUGGGAAACGAGGUUCUGGGAGGCCAAGAUCAGAGCUUGUACCAGCCACUUGUUGAUGCUGUGAAGAAUGUUUAUAAUGGACUUAAGAGGCUCCACUUGGAGAAACAGAUUGAGAUUUUCACACCUCAUUCUGAAGCUGUUUUUGCUACUUCUUAUCCGCCCUCUGCAUGUGUCUUCAAGGAAGAACUCAUGCCAUACAUGAAACCUCUCCUGGACUUAUUUGCAACGACUCACUCAUCUUUCUAUGUCAACGCGUACCCCUUUUUGGCUUACACUUAUGAUCCAGAACAUAUUGAUAUCAAUUAUGCUCUCUUUAAACCCAACAAUGGAAUUGUUGAUCCGAAUAACAGCCUGCACUAUGACAACAUGUUUGAUGCUCAGAUAGAUGCAGCUUAUGCUGCUCUACAUGCCGCAGGGUAUGAUGACAUGGAGGUUCGGGUGGCAGAGACAGGCUGGGCUUCUAGUGGAGAUCAAAGUGAAGCAGGAGCUUCAUCUGAGAAUGCAAGGACAUAUAAUUUCAAUCUCCGUAAGCGGCUCUUCCUGAGGAAGGGAACUCCUCUGAAGCCAAAUAGACCAGUGAAAGCUUAUAUAUUUGCCUUGUUUAAUGAGAAUGGGAAACCUGGAGCUGGCUCCGAGAAGCACUAUGGGCUGUUCCUUCCUGAUGGAAGGAUUUCAUAUGACAUCGGUGUCUCAGGUCUACUACCUUCAUCUGCAUCCUCAUCCAUGCUGUCCAAGAAGAAAAUUCGAGCUGGGGGUUGGAUUUUACACUAUUUGGCUACAGUUCUUCUAUCUAUUUUCAUUUUUUGGCCAUAGUGGAAUUGAGGACGGCAUAGGCGCAUAGCACAUCUGUAGUACAUGUACAAUUGAGCAAGUUAGAAUGUUGGGAAUGGGAAGUUCACAAUGAAAAUUCAAAUAAUAGUACCAUGCACAUGAGUUCUGCUUCUUGCAAUAACUAUUAUCCUCAUGCUGAUAUGCUUUUUGAUGAAAACCGUACUCAGUUUAUUUAAAAAAGGAUUCCUACUCUAAAA
Molecule: messenger RNA, 2232 nt
Organism: Setaria italica (foxtail millet)
Lineage: Eukaryota; Viridiplantae; Streptophyta; Magnoliopsida; Poales; Poaceae
Product: glucan endo-1,3-beta-glucosidase 14
Exons: 3
Coding region: 845-2017 (390 amino acids)
Biological process (GO): carbohydrate metabolic process
Cellular component (GO): plasma membrane
Molecular function (GO): hydrolase activity, hydrolyzing O-glycosyl compounds
Source: RefSeq, a predicted model, not a curated record